Molecule: messenger RNA, 5224 nt
Organism: Chelonia mydas (Green sea turtle)
Lineage: Eukaryota; Metazoa; Chordata; Testudines; Cheloniidae
Gene: MGAT5
Product: alpha-1,6-mannosylglycoprotein 6-beta-N-acetylglucosaminyltransferase
Exons: 20
Coding region: 603-2831 (742 amino acids)
Biological process (GO): protein N-linked glycosylation
Cellular component (GO): Golgi apparatus
Molecular function (GO): alpha-1,6-mannosylglycoprotein 6-beta-N-acetylglucosaminyltransferase activity
Source: RefSeq, a predicted model, not a curated record
GCCGGGAGCGUGCACUUUGCAGACGCUCCCUGCUCGCCAGCCUCCCUGACCCCGCCGCCUCGCUCGCCGCUCCCAGGUGCCGGCCCCAGCUGUGGCGCCGCAGCUGCUCCGCGCCGCAGCGCACUGGUGGCCCCGGCGGACGAUGGGCGAUGGGCUCGGCCCGGCGUGGAAGGAGGUAUUUCCUGUGUGUCAGCAUUCUAACGGAGUCAAAUACCUCACAGCUACAGAAUAUUUUUAAAGCUACCACCCACCUUGUUCUUGAAAUAACUUCAGAUUUGGCACUUCAUUAAAAAGAUUGAUGAUACAACUUAAAAUGCAGCAUGACUAGAUCAUGGUGCAUGCUUUCAGGAAUUGUCUUCAAUGUUGAUUUCUUUUCUCAUCACCACUCUCUUCUACUACUACUACUGCUACUACGGUAGCAUCUCUCCGAAUGGUUCCUUAUUGAGCAGCAGGAUGGAACUGAAAGGAGGAAAUACACUGACUAAUGCACCAGAGUGAGACUGAUUCCUGCAUUGUGAUCUUUACAUACCUGGACCAUGCAUUUGCUCCUUGGUUUCUUGCUUUAAGAACCCGUGCAGUGAUUGUGAAGCUGUUGGGAAGCCAUGGCGUUCUUUACUCCGUGGAAACUCUCUUCUCAGAAACUUGGCUUUUUUCUGGUGACUUUUGGCUUUAUUUGGGGAAUGAUGCUUCUGCAUUUUACUAUUCAACAGCGAACUCAACAUGAAAGCAGUUCAGUGCUUCGUGAGCAAAUAUUGGAUCUCAGCAAAAGAUAUAUCAAAGCAUUGGCAGAAGAAAAUAGAAAUGUGGUUGAUGGGCCUUAUGUUGGGACGAUGACAGCAUAUGAUCUAAAGAAAACUCUUGCAGUCUUACUGGAUAAUAUCUUGGAGCGUAUUGGCAAGCUAGAGUCCAAGGUGGAGAACCUUGUAAUUAACGGCACCGGAGCAAACUCUACCAACAGUACCGCCACUGCUGCUCCCAGCUUAGGAACAGUUGAAAAGCUCAACGUAGCAGAUCUCAUUAAUGGAGCCCAGGAACAGUGUGAAUUGCCUCCUAUGGAUGGCUUCCCUCACUGUGAGGGCAAAAUAAAGUGGAUGAAAGAUAUGUGGCGAUCGGAUCCAUGUUAUGCAAGUUACGGUGUGGAUGGGUCUACGUGCUCCUUUUUUAUUUACCUCAGUGAGGUUGAAAACUGGUGUCCUCAUUUACCUUGGAGAGCAAAAAAUCCUGACGAAGAAACUGAUCAAAAAUCAAUGGCUGAAAUUCAUACCGACUUUGAUCUCCUCUACAAAAUGAUGUCAAGGCAUGAAGAAUUCCGAUGGAUGAUGUUGCGCAUCAGACGAAUGGCUGAUGCGUGGAUUGAAGCAAUUAAGUCACUUGCAGAAAAGCAAAACCUGGAGAAAAGAAAACGAAAAAAAAUCCUUGUUCAUUUGGGACUUUUAACAAAGGAAUCUGGAUUCAAGAUCGCAGAGAAUGCAUUUAGUGGUGGCCCACUUGGUGAAUUAGUCCAGUGGAGUGAUUUAAUUACAUCUCUCUACUUACUUGGCCAUGACAUUAGGAUUUCAGCUUCACUGGCAGAGCUCAAGGAGAUUAUGAAGAAGGUUGUAGGGAACAGAUCUGGUUGCCCUACCCAGGGAGAUAAAGUGGUAGAACUUAUUUACAUUGAUAUUGUGGGACUUACUCAGUUUAAGAAAACGCUUGGUCCAUCAUGGGUUCAUUACCAGUGUAUGUUACGAGUACUGGAUUCAUUCGGGACUGAACCUGAGUUUAAUCAUGCUCAUUAUGCCCAGUCUAAAGGCCACAAGACGCCAUGGGGGAAAUGGAACCUUAAUCCACAGCAGUUUUAUACGAUGUUCCCUCACACGCCAGACAACAGCUUCCUUGGGUUUGUAGUGGAGCAGCAUCUGAAUUCCAGUGACAUUAAACACAUUAAUGAUAUCAAACGGCAGAACCAGUCACUUAUUUAUGGCAAAGUAGAUAACUUCUGGAAGGAUAAGAAGGCUUAUUUGGACAUCAUUCAUACCUACAUGGAAGUCCAUGGAACCGUCCACGGGACAAGUACUGUCCAUAUGCCCAGCUACGUGAAAAACCAUGGCAUACUUAGUGGGCGGGAUUUGCAGUUUCUGCUGAGAGAAACAAAAUUGUUUGUUGGACUUGGAUUUCCAUAUGAAGGGCCUGCUCCCCUAGAGGCUAUUGCUAAUGGAUGUGCUUUUCUAAAUCUAAAAUUUAACCCACCAAAAAGCAGCAAAAAUACAGACUUUUUUAAAGGCAAGCCUACACUCCGAGAGUUGACAUCUCAGCAUCCCUAUGCUGAGGUUUACAUUGGGAAGCCUCAUGUCUGGACUGUGAACAUCAAUGAUCCUUCUGAGGUCGAGAAAGCAGUGAAAGCAAUUUUGAAUCAAAAGAUUGAACCUUAUUUGCCCUAUGAAUUUACAUGUGAGGGGAUGCUACAAAGGAUGAAUGCAUUCAUUGAAAAGCAGGAUUUCUGUCAUGGGCAAGUGAUGUGGCCACCAUUAAGUGCACUGCAGGUAAAAAUUACUGAACCUGGAAAAUCAUGUAAACAAGUUUGUCAGGAAAACCAGCUCAUCUGUGAGCCAUCCUUCUUCCAACACCUUAACAAAGACAAGGAUCUGCUGAAGUAUAACGUGGAAUGCCAAACUGUUGAAUCUGCAAAUGAUAUCGUGGUCCCAUCUUUUGAUGAAAGCAAGAAACACUGCAUUUUUCAGGGCGAUCUUUUGCUGUUCAGCUGUGCGGGAUCCCAUCCAAACCACAAACGAAUCUGCCCCUGCAGGGACUAUAAUAAGGGACAGGUUGCACUUUGCAAAGAUUGUCUAUAGCAGCAGCACCUUGCUUUAGUUUUGGGAUGAACAAAGUGGUUUUGAGAGAACUACUUAUACUUCCUGCACUUUUGUCCAAUUGUCUGCUGCAGGCCGAGCAAAUGCUGCCGAGCGGAGUUCUCUGAGAAGAGGGAUUCAUAACGAACAUCUAAAUGAUUUUUAUUUUUUUCUAAGUGAACACUUGCAGUGGAGCUCUUUGAAAUCUUCCACCUGCUCAAGGAAAAGAGAAAUAAAGUUCCAUGCUUUGUAACAAUUUGGAGAUCAUUGCGAAGAACAGUUUGUAGAAAAUUCCCAGACCCAUCAAACUUUUUUUUGUUGUUUUUUGGAUGAAACAAGUGUUUUUCUAUUUUUUUAACAAGUUAAAACAUCCCGUCAUCGUCAGCUAAGAAUCUGAACAUCAUUCCAGUAAAAAAAUGGGGGGAAAAUGCACGUGGCGGGUGGGGGAGAGGACUACAUUUAUUAUUGGGGCACUGUUUUGGGUGCUGCUGCAGCUUGAAUGGCUAUAAAAUGGUGCAUUUCACAAGAACUUGGAACCACAAGGUAACACAAAUAACAAUACAUAGCUGCUUGCUCCCAGUCCUUUUUUAAGUCCUCACGUACUACAAGGUAUCGAUGGCAUCACAACUACUGUACCUGGAGCACUCUAAACAGGCAGCUCUGGGAAUGUGAGGAUCAGUGGCUGCCAGUGUGUGACAAAUGCUGUUGUUGUUUGAGAACUGAUUAUGAUUGUGACCUACUCUGGUGUGGAACUGCCGUGGAAACAUACGGCCAUUUUAAAAUGGACUUGUCAUCAUCAGUUUACUGGGUCUGUUUAGAGAGUGAUCCUUGGAAUUUGCCCUUGCUUCUGUUGUAGUCUGCCUAUUCAAAGUACUGUGUGAAGCAAAAAGUAUUCUGCAUCAUUUGAGCAAUAUUGUUUGAUCCUCAGUUUGCUAUACCUUACAGUAGUUAAAACAUUACUGCAAGACGGAGAAAGGAUCAACUAACUAUAAUUUUCUGUAUCAUAGGAAUGUGAACAGUCUUCAUAACAAGCUCUGUUUUUAAAGAGGAAGAUAUUUGAAAGAGCAAUUAUGAGAGAAGGAAAACUUCUUAGGAAAAAUAUUGUUGAUCGCUUUUCUGGAUUCUUUGUCCUUUUUUUAAAUAGGCGAGCCAGGGAUAUAUUUAAAAACUACAGUUAAUUACCAAGAGUUUGAAUUGAAAUUCAGACUUGUUUAGAACAGUGAACCUAAAUCUUUUUAAAUAGUAACAUGUAUCUCUUUUUUUUUUAGAGAGUAAAUUUCUAUUUUUUUGCAGCACAAGGUGACAUGUUUGAAAGCACUGUUCGUGGCUGGGAAAAAUUACGUUAAAUUAGAGGGAAAUGAAUUGCUUAGUCUGCAGUAGGAUUUGAAAAAGACCAUAGCUUGCAGGUUUAAAACUUGGGUAUUUCCCAGUCAUAACUGAAAAACCUCAAUUUGAUUUUUUCCCCCCCUUUGUGAAGACUUAACAAGCACUACCCAGUCUCUCCUUUAAUGAAAGUAUAGGCACUUUAAUAUUUUUCUCUAGACUAUAUCAGGUUCACUCAUUUUUUUUAUAACCAUCAUUCAUUAUCCGUGUGAGAGUACUGAAGUCUCUCAUGACCUACCAAAGACCAAAUAAGGGAAACACGACCGAAACUGUCAAAUUAUCAAGAGAAGUUAACAGAAAAGUAGAAGUUCAGUUUCCAACUUGAGUGUAAUUUCAAGUAUGUUUAAAUUCCCUAAUUCAACACUCCCAUUUCAUUGUUACACGAUGUAACAAGUACUGCAGACUAGAUAGAAAUUGGUGUCUAAAUGAUUGAGUAUCCAGAAAGCAUAUAUGGCAGAAACCUGGGCAGCAGUGUUUAUCAAUAAUAACUGGGAUGUAAUGAUAGUAAAGCUUCUGUAAUUGCAAUAAUUCUGCAAAAAUGGAACAUAACUGGUUACUUAUUAGGAAUAGUUUUGUAUGAAAAGAAAUUGAGCAGUUUUGGGGGGUGUUCCAGGCAUUCCCUCAGUCAGAAUGGAUGCUGUUUGCAUUGGCUUUUAAUAUCCAGGGAACUCUGAUUCUUGGCUUUUUUUAGAAUUGGAAUCUGAGGUGCCUCAACAGUUCAUUUUAGGUGUUCUCCAUAUUCCUGUACAUAUGAUACGAGUACAGCCAGAAGAAUCCCAGGCUUUAAAGAAAAUAUGCGCACCAAUUUGGGCCUUAUAUCUGGCAUUAACUUAUUGGUGACAACAGAAUCUGCCUUUUUGUGAUGCAACCUGAGUUUCUGUAAUCAGAAGUGUAAUAAGUUAGAUGGAACAUCACAUCAUACAUUGGCAAUAAAGACUUGUGCAAGCGUGCUUAAACAACCCAAAGCACUAUGCCUACUGUAACAUAACAAUUAGAAACCAUUUGCUGUUGUU